AUGACGACCCAAGAGUCUGACCUUUCAUCUCGCCUCUACGAUCGUUGCUCAGAACUUUUUACUGUCAAAAUGUCCAAACUGACGUUCUCUCACGUCAUCCGAAGAUUUGUCCUCUUUUUUUUUCCCUACCAUCCCACUCUCCGACCAUCACUUUCUCAAGCUUUAUUCUCAAUUAAUACUGAUUGUUCCAGACGGCAUUGUCACAUCUAUUGCCUUAUUCGCUCUUCUUUUCUUUCUUUCUUUCUUUAUUUUCUUCUUCUUCAUCUUUUUUUUUUUGCUCUGUCCUUUAUUCCUUCAUUCUUUCCCUCGUACAUUAUAAUUCGUUCUUUUUUCUUACUGGAUUAUUAUUCCUUUUUAUUUUUUUACAUUUAUUCCUACUUUUAUUUUCUUUCUUUUUUGUUUUAUUCUUUCUUUCUUUCUUUCGUUCGUUCGCAUGCUGGUAGAUUAUUAUUCAUUUUGACAUUGUUUUUUCUUCUGACUGUCUUUCUCUUUCUUUUCGUUUCUUUUUUGUCUUAUUAA
This is a messenger RNA of Acanthosepion pharaonis, 519 nucleotides long. Lineage: Eukaryota; Metazoa; Mollusca; Cephalopoda; Sepiida; Sepiidae. The record is from the annotation of a GenBank genome assembly.